Gadus macrocephalus (Pacific cod) is the source of this 2438-nucleotide messenger RNA. RefSeq lists its product as uncharacterized. The record is from RefSeq and is a predicted model, not a curated record. The transcript has 4 exons. The coding region runs from base 542 to 1003 and encodes 153 amino acids. Lineage: Eukaryota; Metazoa; Chordata; Actinopteri; Gadiformes; Gadidae.
CUUUUGAGGUGUGUGUGUUUCCAUUGUAACCUGGGUCAACUGACCGCGGCUUGUGGAAGCCCUGAGUAGCUAUAUCUUUAAAGCCACUAAUGCAGCCAUAAAGUUCACAUAAUGGACCUUUAGCACGUCUCCCCACAUACGCACACACACACGCCCUGCUGACUGAUAACACACAUGUUGAGCAAAUAUGUGAAGUAAUAUGACUAGCCCCAAGAACAGACUCACAGAUUUCUAGGUUAAUGUCACAUGAAUGUUUCUGUGAGAAUAUACGGAUUAAACACUCCUGUCGGUUAACUUUUGGACACACAUAUUGGGUGCGUAGCCCACAUAGACAUUCAAAUUAAAAACGCAAAGGAUAGCAUUUGGAUGCACAAUUAAAAAGAAGACACACACAAUCUACUCACACACACUCACACACCUCACACACCUUUCCAGCUUGUUCAUCCUCAUCGUCAUCUGAGCAGAGCUGUCUAGCAGCAGGUCUCCACUGUGGUUCUACUCUGGUUGUUUUCUUUUACAAGGAUUCUACUGGGAUCCAACCAUGGGCGUCCAACAGAACAUUCCUGCACUAGAGAUCUUCCUGGGGAUGCUGGGCUUCGGUUUCACCAUCCUCUUCUGCACGGCGUUCUGCAGGGUGUGCCAACGUUUCCGCGACGACCAGCUGGAGCGGGAAGAGUGGUUGCGUAACCGCGAGGCGGACCGGCCCACCUCAGUGUUCGUCAUCCCGGUCCAGGGCGGCCACUCCGCACUGGGGAGGGAGGACUACCCCAUUAGAGGGCCACCGCGCUACAGCCAAGAGGUCCACAGACCGCCGCGCUACAGCACCACCACCGGCCCACCCCCGGCCUAUAACGAGCUGGGCUUCAAACUAGAGGACCUCCCCCCUGGUUACACAGAACACAGCCUGGUCCCCAGCUACCCCACGUCCCCCCCUCCAACCUCCCCCAGCAUGGGACCCAAUCAAACAGAGGUCUUCACACCCGCUCACGCGGUGCGGGAGUGAUGGCCUUGAUGAGACUCGGUACGGACCGGAGAGAUUGUAAUACACCUUAUGCCUGGAAGAUAAUUAUUUUAAAUAGAUGCUCUUUUCCUAGUUGUGAUGUUGGGCAGUACACUUUGACCAAACAAAUUAGAAGACACACAAAGCGAUGCCACGGUUGAAGAGCCACGGAGCCUCUCGGCAUCGUUGACACCAUGAAAGCAUUCAACCACACUCCUUGAAUUGUCCUUCUUCGUCUUAUCCUUGGGAAGGGCUCGGGGAGGUCUUUGAACCCCUUCUGGGCGAUACCAGUGAGGGGAAUGGAAACUAAUGGUAAUCUGAUCAACAGCGGUUACACAUGGGCACACAUAGGAACACUGUGUAGGAAUCUAGAUCAACACUAUGAGGCCCCACGUUCCACUUGUUAUUGUCUGCAGGGAGAUGGGUGGCAGCCAGCAGGUUUACAACACAACACAUGAAUACAGACAGCAACGUAAACCAGAACACAAUAGAAAUUAAUUCUGAAAGCGAUGGGACACAAAAUAGGUCCAGGUCGCUGUGCACUCUCACUCAGUCCAAUAUCCAGCCAACUGGAAUCCAGGUCAGGCUUUAAAAGACAAUGUGCAGACAUGGCUGGAGCUAGUGUUGAAUGCAGCGGAGAAGUCUGUAGGAGUCUGACUAUACAAUGUUUGUAGUUUAUGUUUGUAGUAAUGUAUGUGUUUUCUUAAUGGUAUUGACGUUAGCCAGAGCUCUUUCUCUGUCGUUGAUAUUUGUGAAACCAAUGGAAACCAAUCUUUCCAUCAGCGGUAUUACCUCCUUUACUGUUAUGACUCUAUUAGGCUGUUUGUUAAUUUGGUUCAAGUUGAACUCCGGAAUUGACAAAUACCAAUGGCAAUUCCAAGUUAAUGUUUGAUCACAGAUGGCUUGCGACACGCAUCUCUAGGUUAUAAAGUGGCACUAACUGCCCUUUGUUUCUCCUUGUGAUCCCUGCUGGGGAAAACGUUGACCCAUUGCAAAUGUACACAGGAUAUUCAAGGCUACAUUAUGAUUUAUAUUACUAAUUGUUUGUCUUGAGUUUCUUAAACGUGGGAAUGUUUGGUGUGUACAUCCUGGUUUCAAACUGAAAGAGUUCUUCAACUUUAUGGUCAUUUAUACAAGAGAAUCGCACAAUGUGAGGAGUGGUCCUAGAUGAGGUGUCUCCCACCCUAUCUCUCUGUGAGAGACAGCAAUCGCACUAUGAAAUGAUGUAUAGUUUUAUGAGUUUUAUAAAUUGUCAAAUUACUACUAUACUAUAGAAGUUGUACUAUGAAAGUCAUGAUUGUACCUUAACAGCUUUGUCCAUCCCUCUGUGUUCACGUGAUAACUUAUUCCCUUUGUAUGAUCUAUAAAAUGAUAUUCUAAAUAAUGUAAACGAUUUGGAAAAUGUAUUUCAUUCAUUAAAUGCGUUCAAAAACGAGAA